AUGAGCAUCCCUAUAACAGAAGGGAGUUAUUCUCUGCUUUGGGAUAGAGAAAACUCAUUUAAGCUGCAUAAAAAACGCUUAGAUGAGAUCAAAAAGAAAAACUCGAGAAAAUCGAGUAAAUCAAGCUUUGAUGCUAACUCCCCCCCCCCUCCGUGAGCGAACAAAACCAUUAGAAAAAUCGCCAUUUUUUGACCAAAAACCCACCCUCCGUGAGUGAACAAUAAUUUUUUUAAUAGAAAAAAUUUUAAUGGAAAAAAAUUUUGAUAUAUAAGUGAUAAUUAGUAUAAUGAAAUCUAGAGCUAAUUCUGUUUAAUUUUAAACAAAUUGCGUUUUAAAACAUAAAUUUUGCAAAUUAAAUUAAUAUUUGCUUCCCAAUUUUUGCAAAUUAGGAUUUUUUUUAAAUUUCGAAAAAAAAAUAUUUUUUAUAAAAUUUAUAUAUAAAUUUUUUUUAAAAAAAAAAAAAUUAAUCCCCCUCCGUGAGCGAACAAAAUUUUUUUGUUCGCUCACGGAGGGGGGGGGGGGAGUAAGAAACAUUGUUUGUUGAAAGAAAAGACAAGGGCGUUCCUUGAGCAAGAAAAAGCUGAUGAAAUUAAUAAGCAGAACCAGAAAUUUCUUGAUAAAUUGAAUGCGAUAAAGUUAGGCAAAAAUAAUGUAAUUGUUAUGCUAUUUAAAUUAAGUGCAAAAAACUGUUGUAUUGAGCAAAGAAAUUAGAUAUUCACUAUAAAAGGCGUACACAGAAACAUUCAUCAAGCUCGAAAGAUCUCAAUGAGAGCAAGAGCCUUAUUUUACUAGCUCCUUCUACCUUAAAUUAGAAUAAAAAAACUAUAUAAAUUCAAAAGGGUUAAUUUUUUUGUAAAUAUUGAUUAUAAAAUUUAUCGACUCAAAAUGCUAACUUUGUUUAAAUAGCAUCCUAGUUCACUUACCCAUUAUAUUAGGUAAAUUUUCAACUCGGCGACACUAAAUUGAGUAUUAAAGCAAUUAGCAUUAUUAUUUUACUAAACGAAAAAGAGAAUCUGAAAGAAUAUCAUAUGAAAAUGAAAUGCUAGUAAAACGGCUCUCUGAUCAGCCUUCAAAUGUUUCUCGCCAAAAACUUAUUGAGGAAUAUGAACAGGUAUAUCUAAUUUCAUUGAUAAACUAAAAAAUGAGCGUAAUAUUUCCAAUUUACAUUAUAUAUAAAAAUGUAUAUAGAAAAAUAUAAAAAUGCAAUUUCCAGAACAAAAUUGCAUGAAAAACUCAAAAAGCUUGCAAAUUUUGAAGGGAGAUAUAAUCAUUUACCACCACUUGAUGAAGAUAAAAGUGAAACAGGCAAUUUUGCAUCUAUGUCUAGGUCUCAUUCAGUGCUACCAAAAGAUCAUUCUAAAAAGAAAGAUUUUUCAAUGACUGAUAGGAUUUCAUUAAAGAGCAAUAAUAGAGAAAGAAAAAGCUCAACUCAAACUGAUUUUCAAUCUAAGACCCAAAGAGGUAAAUCUCUUACUGCUAAGUCUAUGCUCAAACAAGGAUUAAUUGCAUUCUUUUAAAAAAUUUAUAUUUAGAAAGCAAAUAAAUUAAUAUAAAUGAAUAUUCACUCAGGAAAGUUAGUAAGAAAAUUUCUGAAGGUUCUUUUGCUUCUUCAGAAAAAAAUGAAAAAAGGACCUCUAAAAGUAGCAUCAAGAAUAAAAUUUUAAAUGUGAACCGAGACUCUAUGUAUUCUAAAACUCCUGAAAUAAUUUCAGGAGGUAAUAUCAUUUCCCAAGGCAAUAAUGUUGAGUUAGUCUCACAAGGUUCCAAUUCUGAACAAAUUUUGGAAAGCUCUAAUUACGAGCCUAUUUCUCAAAAUACUAAUAUUGAGCCGAUAUCACAAAACUUUAAUACUGAACCAACUGUGGAAAUUACUAAUUACGAGCCUAUUUCUGAUAGCACUAAUGCUGAUCUGAUCUCGCAAAAUUUUAAUUUUGAGCCUGUACAAGAAAGUAAUAAACUUGAGCCUAUUUCUCAAAAUACUAAACCUGAUGUUGCUCAAGAAUCUGAUAUCGACUUAAUUUCAGAAAGCAUAAAUACAGAAACUUUUUCUCAAAAUACAGAUGCUGAGCAAGCUUUGCAAAGUUUUCAUGCUGAGCCAACUUUGCAAAUCUCUAAUAAUAAAAACACUAAUGCUGAGCUGAUGCACGAUCCUAGUGUUGAUCCUAUUUCAGAAAGUGAAGAUGUUGAUCCUAUUUCAGAAAGUGUAGACGCUGAGCCUAUUUCAGAAAGUGCAGAAGUUGGACCUUUAUCUCAGUAUAAUAAUGCUGAGCCAGUUUUCCAAAGUUCUAAUGCUGGGCCUAUUGCUGAAAGUUCUAAUAUUGAGACUAUUACUCAAAGUAUUUCACUAGAAGAAAUAUUGUCAAUAGAAAAGAAUGAAGAGAUUUUCAGCAACAAAGAAGAUUCCAAAUUAAAUCUGAAAAGUAAAAGAGGAUCAAUUUAUAUGAAGGAAAGUGCAAAAUCAAAAGAGAUUUCCAGCAAAGAAAAUUCAGAAUUAAAGUUCGAAAGUCCUAGGGAAUUAAUCCAUGUGAAUGAAAGUGCAAGGUCAAAAGCUUUCAGUAGCAAAGAAGAUUCCAAACUAAAGCUGGAAAGUUCAAGAGAACUAAUUCACAUGAAUGAAAGCGUAGAACAUUUGCGCAGCAAAGAAAAUUCUAAAUUAGAUAUAGAAAGCUCGAGGGAAUUGAUUAAUUUAAAUGAAAGUGUAGAACCAAAAGAAGUUUUUAGCAGCAAAGAAAAUUCGCAAAUAGAAUCAGGAAGUCAAAGAAAACAAAUUUAUAUUAACGAAAGUGCAAGGUCUAAAGAAAUCUUUAGUAGCAAAGAAAACUUCAAAUUAGAGCUGGAAAGUCCAAAGGAAUUAAGUCAAAUGAAUGAAAGCGUGAAAUCAAAAGAAAUCUUCAGCAAAAAAAAUUCGAAAUUAGAGCUGGAAAGUCCUAGGGAAUUAAUUCAUGAAAAUGAAAGCGAAAAAUCAGCAAUUUUCAGCAAUAAAGAUUCCAAACUCAAGCUGGAAAGUCCAAAUGAAUUAAUUAAUAUUGGCGAAAGUGCUAAUACUAAAGAAAUGUUCAGCAAAGAAAAUUCGAAAUUAUCUCUGGAAACUCCAAAAGAACUAACCCAUAUGAACAAAAGUGCUAAAUCUAAAGAAAUUUUCAACGAAGAAAAUUCUAAAUUAGAACUGGAGAGUCCAAAGGGAUUAAUCCAUAUGAACGAAAGUGCUAGAUCUAAAGAAAUUUUCACCAAUGAAGAGCUGGAAAGCCCAAGAGAAAUAAUUCAUGCAGCGUUAAAAGAAAUUUUUGACAACAGUAAAGGCUCCAUAUUAGAGCUGGAAAGUCCUAGGCAACUAACUCAUGUAGAGCCAAAAGAAAUUUCCAGUAAACAAGAUUCAAAAUUAGAGAUAGAAACUUUAAGAGAAAUCCAUGAAGAACUAAGAGAAAUUUGUAGCAAAGAAGAUUCUAAGUUAGAUAUAAUCUAUUUAGAGCCGAAAGAAAGAAUUAGCAAAGAAGAUUCCAAAUUAGAUCUAGAAAUCCCAAGAAAAUUAAUCCUUAUGAAUGAAGAUGUAGAGCCAAAAGAAUUCAGUGUAACUGAAGUUGAGAAAGAGCAAGAUUAAAUUCUAGAGGGAUUAUUUCUGCCCUUCGCCGUUAGACGGAUAGCUUCGCGUUGAUGCUGACGCUAUCCUCAUGCCUGCCCAUUUCAUUCCUGAUGUGACCAAAAUGGGGAUGUAGGAGGUCUCUCGGAGAGAUUGCCCUACCCGUAUCCUUGGUUUCAACGAACGAAAAAACUCCCUAAACCUCUGACAGGUGGGUGAACGCCUCUGCCUCCUCCAUGGCCUGCCUGAGCCAUAUUACAGACUCGGUAAUGCUUCCAUUAAGUACUAAGUGAUUUGCCUUAGUGGUACGUAUACAAAUCAGGGAAAAAAGUUAAGGAUCAGCCCUGGACUAAAAAAACACACUCCAAAGAACUACUAGAAUGUGGCUCUUCUCCUCUGGAUCCGGAUCAACUCUAGGGUAGCUAGAGGCUAUGCCAGAUCACGCCAUUUUUUAUAGUCUUUAAUAGUUGAAAAAGAAGAAACUAAUUUGCAUGAAAAUAAUAAAGACUAUGAAAUAAAUUACAAUGAAAAUUCUCAAAGCAUACCUCACAUUCCUGAUGGAGAAGUUGAAGCUAGUUAGUUAGCAAGAUAGCCCUUAAAUAGCUUGAUUUUCUGUUUUCUGAAGCCUUUUACGUAAGAUAAGCUCCGCUCUGCGCAAAAAACGGCAGUUCACAACCGUUAGAACUUCAUACGCCCCAGCUUCAAAGAAUGCUCUUCUCCAUAACCCAUAGGUAAACUCUCAGAAGAGUCGUAGCUCCCACCUUCACUGAGCCAAAAAUAAGGGAACUGCAAAAGAACCUCCAUUUUAAUGUGAAAUGAAGAGAUUGAUAUUUAA
Molecule: messenger RNA, 4412 nt
Organism: Blepharisma stoltei
Lineage: Eukaryota; Ciliophora; Heterotrichea; Heterotrichida; Blepharismidae
Source: the annotation of a GenBank genome assembly